Messenger RNA from Pocillopora meandrina, 406 nucleotides. NCBI's taxonomy places the organism in Eukaryota, Metazoa, Cnidaria, Anthozoa, Scleractinia, Pocilloporidae. The record is from the annotation of a GenBank genome assembly.
AUGAGAGCCCCCGUUAGUGUAGAGGAACGAGUUGGACUGGCUUUGUGGCGUAUCACUAUUGGCAAUUCCUUCAGGAGUUGUGGCUUGCAAUUUGGUUAUGGCAAAUCGACCGCUAAAUUUAUCUGCGAAAAAUUUGAGAAAGCACCCUGCCGAUGAAAAUAGCAGUUCAUACAAUUCCCAGUCAUUAGAGAAGAAAUCCAAUAUGUCAUUAACGACUUCGAAGUAUGGCAUACCCCAAAUUGUUGGUGUAAUCGACGGCUGCCAUAUCGAAAUAAACGGUCCAUCGAGGAAUCACGACGAUUACUUCAAUCGUAAACAUCACUACAGCGUGGUGUUGCAGGGUAUAGUUAACUGUGACUUAAAAUUUUUUUCAUGCAUCUGUCGGUUACCCAUGAGGUAUCCAUGA